Messenger RNA from Bombus impatiens (common eastern bumble bee), 9764 nucleotides. RefSeq lists its product as uncharacterized. The record is from RefSeq and is a predicted model, not a curated record. Gene Ontology annotation, cellular component: plasma membrane. Gene Ontology annotation, molecular function: protein binding; serine-type endopeptidase activity. Gene Ontology annotation, biological process: proteolysis. The transcript is spliced from 11 exons. The coding region runs from base 340 to 8805 and encodes 2821 amino acids. Lineage: Eukaryota; Metazoa; Arthropoda; Insecta; Hymenoptera; Apidae.
GCGAGGGAAGGCCUCGGAUCGCGCUCGUCUCGUCAGCGUCCGGUCAGUCCGUGUUUUCCCGCGUUUCUUUCGUCACGUCGCGAUUUUUCACCCCGAAAUUGGUCGUCGUAAACUGCUCGCGCGAGUGUACACGUGAUCCAAAGGAUAUCAGAGAGACAUUCACGGUGAAACUUGUUCAAUACGUUUCAAAGGAUCCAGAAACGAUCGUUGUGUUUACCAGUGUGCCAAGUGUCAUGGGGAUCUAGGAACGCCGGCGAGGAAUCGAGACGCAUGAGAGUCGAUACCGGGUGAUCGUGAUCACCUGAGGGCCCAGCAGUUUUCGGCGAGGCAUAUCACGAGAUGGCGGACGAUGGUAUAGAUAAUCCGGCGUUCGCCAACGAGGAUGAUUGCGCGACCGAUUUGAAACAGGACAAUGACCAACAUCAAGUGACCUUGGACCAGGAUCACAAGACGGAGGACGGUCCUGUGGAGAAUGGGCAUCAUCGGACGCAAUUUGUGUCGCAGCAAUACGUGGAGGCCGGAAGGACCAGCCCUGAUUCACAUUACAGAACCGAGACAAAGAUCGAGCUGCCCGACAGCAACGACAAGACCGUCGUCGAGCCGAAGAUGAACGGCGUUCAUGGGAAUGGAAAUAACAAUGACGCUAGUUUCUUGAAUAACAGCGCGACCAGCGUGCAGAUCAAUGACACUGGAAAAAAGGAGCAAAUCGAAGCCGUAAACUUGGAACUGGUCUCGAUGAGGCCUUACGCGGGCAACAAUCUACAGACAAAGGGUCAAGAGGCUUGCGAGGUGCCAGCUGAUCCCUACGAAGAGUACUUCGUUCCAGUAAACGAGCAUCGAAAGUACAUCAGCAGGGGUCCCGAGGCCGAGGUUGAAACAACCGUGGCUGGAGUGCGUUUUGAUUUGGGCCCCGGCGUCGGCCGUGAGGGACUCAGCCUGAGAGACCCUGCCGCCGGACUGGUCGACUAUUCCCACUGGCUGACAGCCCUCAGAGGCGAGAAACUUUAUGUAACGAAGGACAAGAGAUCAAGGAGUUCGUACUGGAGAAGGAUGGCUUGCUGGGGAUGUGGACUGAUGGUUCUACUGGUAGCGGUCAUCAUUGCCAUUUUGGCCGGAACUGGAGUGAUCCUAACGCAAGAAGCAUCAGAACCCUUGGAAAAUCUCCAGCAAACCAAUUCCCGGCAAUUUGGUGACGUACGAACCGCAGGAAGUCAAGAGUACGUGAAAGAUCCGCCAUCGAGUCCGCCACCUGCGACUUCAAGCUUCCCACCCUGGCCAACUACCGAUGAAACCAUUUACAACACCGUUCCAAGUGCCUUAGACGGUAUAUUAAAACUAGACGACUUCCAUUGGGACAAUGAUUUCAGCAAUCCAAAGUCGAGAGUGUACAGACAAGUCAGUUCAGAGAUAGAAGAAAAUUUGAAGAAUAUGUUACAACAGCCCCCAAACAAUACAACAGUCAUCAAGGUAUACGACAUAAACAGGGAUGGUGAAGUGAGGUUUAGGAUAAGCUAUCCGUCACGUUCAAUGCCCGAAGAAAUGCAACAGCUGAUCGAGCAGACGCUACAGAAGAGUGGCAACAUAAUUGGACAAUAUCACUUGAGUAGUUUAAGAGUGAAUAAAUUAAUUGAUCAGUGUCAGAGUGGAAAUCUCCAGUGUUCAGAAAGGUGCGAAUACGAUUACUCUAAAGGUCUGUUUGUUUGCUCCUGUGGGGUUGGAAAGGUAUUGGACAGUGAUGAAAAGAACUGCAUUGAUGAAAAUGAUUUGAGUAAUGUAGAAAUGGAUGAUGAGAUACCGGAAUCUAAUACGGAAGUGGUGCACGAUUAUGUUCAGGGAAGGAGUAGAGGCCCUGGUACUGUAUUUGAACCUAGAAGGCCUGAUAAUUGGGAUCAUUUGGACUUCACUACCGAGUCAACGCAUAAUAGACAUGCCUCACCGCAAGGUAAUGAACAUGAGUUUCAUGUACAACCACAUGAUUCUUCGCCGGGACCAGAGCCUACACAGAUGACUACGACGGAACAGAAUCGUGAGUUUAAUGGAGAAUCUGAUCCAAUAAACUGGAUGCAUUCAUCACAUGGUCACUCGACUCCUGACCAUUCAACGCAUGAUCAAUCAAAUCAUGAUCAUUCAGCACAUGAGCAUUCGGAAUACGAUUAUUCUACUCAUGAUCAUUCAGCACAUGACCACUCGAUGCAUGACCAAUCAGAAGAUGACCAUUCGAUGCGCGAAUAUUCGAGUGAGUAUCCUACCGAACCAAAAAUUGAACCAGAAUCUAGUUCUAAACCGGAACCAUCUGUAGAACCAGAACCUUCUGCGGAACCAGAACCUUCUGCGGGACCAGAACCUUCUGCGGAACCUGAACCUUCUGCGGAACCUGAACCUUCUGCGGAACCUGAACCUUCUACAGAACCUGAACCUUCUGCGGAAUCUGAACCUUCUACGGAACCUGAACCUUCUGCGGAACCUGAACCUUCUGCGGAACCUGAACCAUCUGCUGAGCUAAAGCCAAAUGUUGAACCCGAAUUUCCUGUUGAGCCAGAGCCUUCUACAGAGCCAGAACCAUCUGCAGAGCCAGAGCCUUCUGUACAACCAGAAUCUACCUCCCAACCAGAAUCUCCUGCAGAGGCAGAGCCUUCUUCUCAAUCAGGAUCUCCUGCAGAACCAAAGUUUUCUUCUGAAUCAGAGUCUUCUACCGAACCAAUGCCUUCUUCUCAACCAGAGUCUCCUGCAGAAGCAGAACUUCCUUCUCAAUCAGAGCCUCCUACAGAGCCAGAGCCUGCUGCAGAGCCAGAGUCCUCUUCUCAACCAGAGCCUGCUGCAGAGUCAGAGCCCUCUUCUCAAUCAGAACCUUCUGCAGAACCAGAGCCCUCUUCUCAACCAGAACUUUCUGCAGAACCAGUUCUUUCUUCUGAACCAGAAGAACCGUCUCCUGCGGUGACAGAAUCUACUUCUCAAACAGAACCUCCCACUAAACCAAAGUCUCCAACUAAAUUAGAAGUAAACAAUAUGGAAUCUCCUAACACAGAAACUAUGGCCAAUAUUGAACCAGAGUCUUCUGCUGAAUCCAAACCUUCAAUUGAAGUGGAAUCUUCUCUUAAACAUCAGUCAUCAGCUGAAGCAGAAUCUUCAACUGAAGUAACACCAAUUGCUGAACCAAACCCUACUAAUGACUCAGAAUCGUCAACAAAAUCUGCAGUAACUGAACAUCCUGUAUUAUCUUCUCAGCCGGAUUUUACUGUCAGACCUGAAAAACUUGGAACUGAGACUGCUAUAGAACAUGAAUCACCAAUUUCAUCAUCCACAGAACCCGAAUUUCCCAUCGAUGAAAAGUCUCAUCAAAAUGUACCUAUUACAGAACAUUCUACUGAAAUACAAAACACAAUGAGGCCAAUAGAGUCCGCAGAAGAAACUCCUGGUAAAACAGAAUCCUCUACUGAAUCUGCGACUAUGAAUAAAAUGUCUGUUGAAACAAUUACCGAAUCAACUUACACUGAAUUACCUAGUAUGACGAAGGAAGCAGAAUCUCCAAUUGAAUUUUCGACUACAAUAUCUAUGAUCGAGAAAGAAAUGGUAAAUACUUUUACACCUAACGCUCCUAUAAAUAUAGGGUCAGAAACUACAAUAUCAAUGAUGCCUGAAGUGACCACAUUGCCAAGUAAUGAGAAAUCUGUCGAUGAAAUAGCAAGUAAUGAUACACCCUUACCAGUGAUACCUUUGAUGCCUGAUACCGAAGAGGCUGUAACGUCAAAUCAUUCCGAGGAUCACUUCGAAUCAACUGUUACGACAAUGGAUACGACAAUGGUGAAGGAUGAUAAUAAAGAUAAAAUAACAACAAUGACCUCUAUUAAGAUGGAUAUAGAAGAAACAGCGAAGGUUGAACACGGCACUGAGACUAACAUGUCACAGGAUGAAGCAACUGAAGCUACUACAAUGAAUAUAAGUAAGGAGGAGUCUGAAAUUAUGAACUCUUCGUCCGAAUCUAAUUCCGUCUCCCUGUCUAGCACACAGUCCUCAGUUUCUGAGGAAUUCACUCUAAAACCUGAAACGACUCCUCUUGUAGUAGAUAACAAAUCAGAAAACGUUACUGAAAUAAAUACCAUCGUAGAGAACAGUACUACAGAAGCAAGUAACGAAGUAGCUAAAUCAAUAUUAUCUGGCGAAUCUUCAGUUGUGCCAGAAUCACUUAUGCAUGAAACCAACGAAACUAACAUCAUUGAGCACAUGCCAACGACUGUCUUUCCUAAAUUACCAAAAAAUUUUGGUCACAAUGUAGAACCUUUGUUAGAACCUCUUAAAAACAAUACAGGAGAGGAGCACAUUAUGUUAAUUCCAAAAACUGAAUAUACAGCAGAAAUACAUGAUCCUCAUGCGAUAAUUCCUCAACUAAUUCCUGAACAAAGCGUCCAAUCUUCUAAUACAUCCUCAAGCGGUGUUCCUGAAGGUUCAAUUGUAGAAAAUAAAAUUCAAUCUUCUACAGAAGCUAUUCAAACAGUUCUACACCGUUCCACGAUUCAUCCUGAACAGAAUGUAGUUUCUUCAGGCGAUCCCCUUCGUUAUGAAGACAAUUUAGAUCAUUCAACCAAUCAUCCUCUGCAUCCAGCAAUGUUCCCUGAAAAUGCAAUCGAACAAACUACAGAGAAAUUUGAUCCAGCUUAUGAUAAACACGUAGAUGAUAUGUCUCCCUUCUUGCCAGAUAUUCAAAAGGAAAAAGAGGUGAAGAAAGCCCCCAGAUUGGAUAAAGAUGAGCAGGAUGUACCCAAUCCUUUCGAAGGACACGUCGAAGAUGUUGUUACUUACAAAUCCACGGAACAAAGUAUGAAUGACACUAACGUGAAGGAUUCUCUGAAUGAUGUUCACGUAGAAACACACGAUGUCAAAAUACCUGAAGAACAGGAAGAGGAAAAGAAUAGUGUGAAAAAUGUGAUGACUGGAAAUGAAGUGGGUCGUGGUUUCAAGAGUAAUGGUUUGGACGUUGUUGAAAUUAAUAACACGGAGUCUGGAAUUCAAAAUGGACUACAUAAUUAUGAUAUUAAUAAGCCAACUGAGGAUGAAGAAUAUGCUAUAAAUGAGAAGGAGAGUAGAGAAGGUUCCGAGGAAGAUGAAGAGGCGUUAAGAGUAAUACCAUUGGAGGAACAGUUCAAGGAAACUGAAACCACUGUGAAUAAUGCAGAUAAGAAUAAAUCAGGAACCACAACAGAAUCUAACAUAGUUACCACUAUUCCAACGGAAGAAAACGAAAAACAAUCAAAAGAUUCUAUGAAUAAUGUUACUGCUUCUGAGAAACCUGAAGAAAACGCAGUAGAAGAUCAAUAUAACGAUAUAAACGAUGAUACUUUGUCUAAAGGGUAUCAACAGGAUGACUCGGAGAUACGAGGGAAAGUUAAGGAUGAAUCUGAUAAAUUAGUAACAAAUGAUGACGAGAAAUCGUCCAAAAUGACAGACAUACCUUACACAAACGAUAACAUGAACGUUACAACGAAUGAUACUGAAAGUGUCCCAGAUAACCAUACAGAGGAUGCUAAAUUAACCACGCAAAUACCAGUGUUACCAUUGGAGAUACAGCAAGAAAUGUCUACAACUGAAAAAAUCGAAAGCACAACUGUAACUGAAGAGAAUCCUCGAAAAGACAAUAAUACAGAACAUGAUAAUAGCGUUCAGGUUAGUAUGGAGGAUACCACGACAGUUCAAGUACCGACAACUCACAUGAUGCCAUUAGAAACCAAAACCACUGCUCAGGUACCAAUAUUGCCAGAAGAACUGCAAACUACUGAAAGUGACGUAUUGUUAACCACCUCCACAAUGAAGCCAGACGCUGAAGUGAAAACUAGUGAUUUAGAAAAUGUACGUUCUAAUAAUACGGAAGUUGAACAGACGGACUCUUCAAAACCCAAUACUGAUGAGAUGAAUAAUAAUUCGGCUGAAGAUUUGGUAACUAGCGGUGAUGAAAAAGUGAAUGCUCAGAAUGGCACUGCAGUCGAUCUGAUGACCAGUGCAGUGGAACAUGUAAACAACACAAGUAUUAAUAACACAUUGUUAGAACCAAAUAUUUCAGUACUAGAUAAUACAAGUGAGGAAAAUGUGACUACAAUGAACGUAGAGAAAAAUAUGCAGAAGAAUUUAACAGAAGAUUCAACGGAAUUACAUAAACAGACGUCUGAGAGUUCCAGUACGACAGAGGAUAUUAGACCAGUUACCGAGAUAUUGGAAGAUGACACCCAACCUAUAGGAUUCGAUUAUAAAAUACAUUUUAUCACCACUACACCUAAGACUAUGUUACCCAACUUGGAUGCGGACGAAUUGUCGGAAGAAAGCUUAAGAGUGAUUCCAUUGGAGAAGAGUUUGGAAGUGAAGAAGAAGUCAGUGGACAAGAAAGUUAUUGAUAAAUACAAACACAAGAAGGAGAAGGAAUUAAACUUGGAAGAGGACGAGGGUGAAAAUAUAUCAACAGAGAUUCCAGAAUCGGCUACGGUAUUCUCUACUGAAAUACCACAAAUAUUUGCUGAAAAGGAAAAAGCUCAAGAAGAGAACCAUACUGCGACUAAUACAGACAUCCACGUAGAAGAAAAUUCUGCACCUGUUCCACAAUUGAAGAUCAUCGAAACGACCAGCGGAUCAAACCAAAUAAAUGUACAAACGUCCGAAACCUCUUCUAAUGAAAAAGAGAGUCUGAAUGACAAAACAAGCAUAACAGUCCCAGACAGUUCAAAGAAGUAUCCUAGCUUCAUACCGGUUUCGGAGAAGAUAGAAGAGCCAGAACCGGUUACAGAGCCAUUCGUAGUUCUCCGAAACUUCAAUUUCCAUCGAUCAGGCGUAGAUUUUACAACAGAAAAUCCAGUCAUCAAUGGACCAUCUAACGAAGGCCAUACAGCUAUAGAACCAGGACAAGUGAUUGAAAUAAAUGGAGAACCGAACCAGACAGGUUCACAGUCUUCAGUAUUUCCUUCGAAUCAAUCGUCGAUAGUGUCGACUGCACAGGAAACAAAUCACGUUGCGAAAGAGAGCAUCGACACGACAGUUGCACCGUCCACGCAAACUAAAUUACCGGAUGCAGUUGUGGAAAGUACUAGCCAUAUCGAUGUUUCUUUCCUCAAUAUCCCUCCAAGUACUGUUUUCUCGAAAUGUACAACUGGCCAGUUCCAAUGUGUCAAUGGAACAUCCAGGGAUGGCGCAUACUGCGUGAAACUAUCAGCGAAAUGCGACUCCGAGAAUGAUUGUUCCGAUGGUUCGGAUGAAUUAAAUUGUAAGGAGGAAGGUUGUCCAGGAAACUUUCAGUGCGCAAGCGGUCAAUGUCUAAAGCGAGACCUGGUGUGCAAUAAAAUUGUCGACUGUGAUGAUGGAAGUGAUGAAAAGAAUUGCGAAGAAUGGAAGUGUCAAUUCGAUGAAUUUAGAUGUCCCAGUGGAAGAUGCAUCCCAGGCAUCUGGCAAUGCGAUGGUCGACCAGACUGCGAGGAUCACCGAGAUGAAUACAAUUGUGCCGAAAGUUGUGGAAACAACGAGUAUCUUUGCCCAACAGAAAAAUGGUGCAUACCAUUAACGUGGCACUGCAACGGGAUUAGAGAAUGUGCUAAUGGAGAGGACGAAAAAUUAUGCGAUUGCGCUCUUGAUCAGUUCAAGUGUCAAACAGGCGGAUGUGUGCCUGAAAAUCAAGUCUGUGAUGGGAUAGAACAUUGUCCUGAUCAUUCUGACGAAUGGAACUGUUUAAUGACAAAUAUGACUAUGGAGAAAAAGUCAUCAGAUGGACAAGGAGAAGAUAACAUCGAGAAUAGUGGUGUUCAAGAAUUUGGUGGAAGUUCUUUAUUAAAAAUAAGACAAUACAACGAUGAGUAUCGUCUUGUGUGCUCCGACGGAUGGAGCGAAGAAUUUAGCAACUCUUACUGCCGAUCUCUAGGAUUUGCUGGUUCUGAGAGCACAGAGCUCCAGACAUGGGAUAAAAUCCAGAAGAUACUCAGACUAAAGUUGAAUCCUAACCAUCGUGCGCCAUUAGUCACAAAUUUGGAACAAGUGGAAUUCUGCAUCUCCGACAAGGUCGUGCAGAUAUCUUGCCAAGAAUUUUCUUGCGGUUCUGACUAUGGCGAAGGACCAACUGCCAGAUUGGUUGGCGGAACACCAGCCAGCGAAGGACAAUGGUCCAGCGUGGCCUUGCUAAAGGAACCUAAACACGGUGCUGCUUGCACGGCAAGCAUAUUGGGACCUAUGCAUGUGCUUGCCAGUUAUUCCUGUAUUCACAGAUAUAAGGAAAGUAGUGGGUGGCAACUUUUCACCGGUGAAAACCUAUUAAAAGCACAUCCCGUGAGGAACAUCAUUCCCUACCCGCAAGUGAAAUACAAUCAAUUUUUAUACAACAAUGAUAUCGCGUUAGUUGAGCUCGAGAAGCCUCUAACUUUCUCAAGGAACGUUAGCGCCGUUUGUCUUCCGAAACAUCCUAUUCAACCGAGACAGAUAUGCGUCAUGGCAGGAUGGGGAUUCUCUGCGAAUGGCGAAGUGGAUUUACAAAAAUAUUUGAACUUCCUACCAUUGCCAACGUUAGACUCUGAGAAGUGCAAUGCAACUAGCCAUUAUGCAGGGUUCAUCACAAAGGACAAUAUAUGUGCUGGAUUUACUGAUACGAAUAAAGGACCUUGCUACAACGACGAAGGAGCACCUCUAAUGUGUGAAACUGGCGGAGGAUCGGUCAGAUGGGAAAUUCAAGGGCUACUGAGUCACCAUAGCAGAUGUUCGAGAGGUCAUCCGGCAAUUUACUCUAGCGUGGAACCAGCAUUAUCUUGGUUGCGAAACUCCGUACCCGCUUUGCAAACGCAAAGUUAAAGUGCUAUAAACGUGAUUACGUUCUUUUCACGAGGAUGCGCGAGCAUUAGAUGAAUUUUAAUUUGAUUUAAAACGAAUCGACGACAACGAUACACUGGAACGAACGAACAGUAGAAACGAAAUAAAGAAAUUCAUUGGAAGGGGAACUAUCCGGUAGAAUGUCGAAGUUCCUGUUAAAAUUCACGAGACAUAAAAACUAUGUACUUAAUUUGUAUCCGUCUGUAUUUUCCAAACGGUAUGUUCCUAUUUAAAUGCAAAGAACGCGUUCAACAGAUAAUAAUACAAUCGCGGCCAUAAUUGAUUCUACAUGAGAAAAAAGUGUUCUGAAUCGUGAUCUUUUUUCCUGUCUCUAUAAUGCCGAUUAAUAGGUAGUGCAAUAUUCCGUGGCGAGUUUUUGCGCUAUAUAUAAGAAAUAAAAUUUAUGACGGAGGUACAUAUAAUUGGCAAUACAUGAUAUUUACAAUUAAGACGUUUGUAAAUACUGUAUAAAGUGACUGUUUAAUAUGCUUAACAUUGUAAGAGAUUUUUUUACAAGUUAGCGAAAUAGGUCUCCUAAGAAUGCUGUUCUAUACAUAUGAAAAGAUGUGGAACGUUUAAUACACUCGUUUACUCUGCUGAAUAAUCAACAGGUUUCAUGUAACAACUAUUUCUAAUGGAUUCUUGCUGACAUACACUUUGCAGUUUACUAUGUCAGAGAGAUAUUAACAAAGGUCUAGUGUUACUAAUUAGUGUAAUGUCCAUCCUCUUAUUAGAUUCAAAAGAGUAACAGCAAUAUGAAAAUAUUUAUUGGAAACGAGAGACCAUCAGAUAAAUACACCCAGUUAUUCAAUCAACAGUUUGUCUCAGAGAUCCUAAAGAAGGAUUCCUGAAAUGAACGACGGUAUAGGUUAAGAAAUAGAUAGGGUUAUAUAAAUGUAUAUAAUAUAUAAGUGUUUUAAUAAAAUACAUUGUUAUGAAGA